UACCAGUUAAAUACGGCCAUUCAAAACGUGUGAGUGGAGAGGCAGCCCUCGAAGAAUGUGUGGCAGAGCAAAGAAGUAAGAUGUAAGUGUUUUGGGGAGUUCCUUUGUACACUUGGUUUGUCCCACAACGCCAAACAAUACACGGUCAACUUGGCUCUGAUCAUUUGACAAUACCACUGCAAAAAAAAGAACACUCUGAAAACCGAGUGUCGGAGCUCAUGGCCAUGGCUUCCUCCUCGUCCCUUCACUACCCUCUUCGCCAAAGUUCAUUCCCGAAUUGCCCGUACCUUCCUAACAAUGCCCGAUUCCGUCCCCCCCUCCGCUUCCCCUCUUCCACCAUACGUGCGAGUUCCGCAGUUGCUCUAGAACAGGAUUUGGCCACACAACAUAAUCAGAAAUUGGAAGUAGAAUUGUUUGCAUGCCCAGUAUGUUAUCAACCACUGAUAAGAAAGGGCCCUCCAGGUAUUAACUUGCCAGCAAUUUACCGGUCUGGUUUCAAGUGUAAAGGAUGCAAUAAGUCAUACUCCAGCAAAGACAUCUAUCUGGAUCUCACAGUUACUGCCGGCUCAAGAGACUACACUGAAGUCAAACCAGCUAGGACAGAGCUAUUUCGGAGUCCGCUUGUUUCAUUCUUGUAUGAAAGAGGCUGGCGUCAGAAUUUUAACAGAAGCGGGUUCCCUGGGCCAGAUGAAGAGUUCCAAAUGGCUCAGGCGUACUUUAAAUCUGCUGAAGGUGGUCUUCUGGUAGAUGUUAGCUGUGGAAGUGGUUUGUUUUCCAGAAAGUUUGCCGAAGCUGGGACCUAUUCUGGAGUUAUAGCACUUGAUUUUUCUGAAAAUAUGCUUCGCCAGUGUUAUGAUUUCAUUAAGAGUGAUGGCACUCUUUUAACUACUAAUCUUGCUCUUGUAAGGGCAGAUGUUUCUAGGCUUCCCUUUUCAUCAGGUUCAGUUGAUGCUGUUCAUGCUGGCGCAGCCUUGCAUUGCUGGCCAUCUCCUUCCAAUGCUGUUGCUGAAAUCACUCGUAUAUUGCGAAGUGGAGGAGUCUUUGUAGGAACCACAUUUUUGCGGUACAACUCAUCUACUCCUUGGAUAUUACGUUCUUUGAGGGAGAGGUUUCUGCAGAACUAUAACUACUUGACGGAGGAAGAGAUCAAGGACCUGUGCACAUCAUGUGGUCUUACAAACUACUCAAGCAAAGUUCAACAAUCUUUCAUCAUGUUUUCUGCUCAGAAGCCUCAAAACUAGUUUUGACCAUAUAAAAUUCAUUUCUCCGUACCUGACUGUUGAUUUAUUCUAUAAUUUAGUUCUUCUGUAUAAAUAUGUAGGCCUCAAAAAAGGUAAUUACGCUGGGAGAUGUGAAGUAAUUUACAGUAGUUCUGUGUCUUA
Messenger RNA from Carya illinoinensis, 1382 nucleotides. RefSeq lists its product as uncharacterized. The coding region runs from base 219 to 1241 and encodes 340 amino acids. Gene Ontology annotation, molecular function: S-adenosylmethionine-dependent methyltransferase activity. NCBI's taxonomy places the organism in Eukaryota, Viridiplantae, Streptophyta, Magnoliopsida, Fagales, Juglandaceae. The record is from RefSeq and is a predicted model, not a curated record. The transcript has 8 exons.